UCAAAAUGUCCUCUUCUUCUUCUGUGGUUCCAGUAGUUUUGUGGGGAAAAUCACCUCCAACGCACUGCAUAUCAUGUAUUACCACAACAUAUGACCAGAAAGCUAUUGUCACAGGCUCAACUGAUGGACAGCUAGGCGUUUGGGARUUACGAUUUUCGGAAGAUGGAGAGAUCAAUAUUGUUCCAAGGAAUUUAAUCUUUGCGCAUUCAGCCAAAGUGACGGCUUUAGCAAAAGCCAGCGAUGGAUGGGACAACAAAUCAAGCAUCAUUAGUUCUGCUGAAAAUGGAGAGUUAUGUCUCUGGGACACUGAUGAUGGUCUUUGUAUUCAAACAAACAURAUCAAUGGAAUUCAUUUUGCUCUUCAUUCUUUCCAUGUCCAAUCUGGAAGCAGCAAAGAGUGGAGAGUAGUCUGUCAUGGAAGUUAUCCUGAAAUUUAUAUCCUGGAUGCGCUAUCAUUAGAGGUUUUAUAUACCCUGCGUUCUUCUUCUCAUUCAAACUGGAUAAGUACAGUUUGUGUAGUCCGUCCAGCAAGGCGCCAAGAGGAUGUUGUUGUUGGUGUAUCUUUGACUGGUUUUCUAGCAAUAUGGACUUUGAAAACCAGUGUUGAAAGCAAGUAUUGUGAACCGGCUUAUGAACAGGACCUCAAGCAAUUGGGAACAAGUAAACCUCAAACCAUUUGUUGUAAUCCAUUCACACAACGAAGUAUUCUCAUAGUUUGCUCUUCAGCAUGUUUGCUUUAUGACGCCAGUGAUUUCAAGUUCCUAGCAUCUGUGGCCUGUCCUAAAGAACAAGUGUGGCUUGGUGGAGACUUUGUUGCUGCUGAUUGCAUGCUUGUAUGGACAAAGUGCGGUACAAGCUAUCUUUACAAGUUACCAGUUACGUGUUGUCCUGGAUUGUUGGAAACGUCAACGGGUAACCCAUUCGUAAAUCCCACUGUCAUACAAAUGUACAAAUCAGUUAAAGAUAUUCAGUGUAUGGAGUGUAGCGAUAAAGUGAUGUUCUUCUCCUAUGGCCGCCGAGAGCCUUUUUACAAGCUUAUUCUAAGGGGGACCACAGAUGGAAGCAUUCUUCUGUGGAAAGUUGAUAAUGAAAUMUUGAAAGCCAAGUCUCCACAAGCAAAUACAACAGGAAUUCCACAGACAUUGGAAAGCAGUAUUCAAGAUUGCUGGGACUUAGUUUGUCAACCAUGUGGACUGAUUGAUUCCARGAAUCCAGACGACAAUAGUCCAGCAGUCAGUACAAGUCUCUUUUUGACAUCYCGUGGUCUAAURGUUUGUGGUCGUGAUGAUGGCUCAAUUGUAGURGUAUCYGCAGCAAAAGCCGCCAUUACACAGUUGUUUAGAACUAAAAAGACCAAACAACCUGUGUGGCCAGUUCACCGUGUUCUGGUUGGUCAUCGUGGACGUGUCACAUGUUUACUYUAUCCCCGUGARGAGGAUACACGAUUUGACAAACAUUAUUUGGUGUCAGGGGGYGUUGACUUCACUGUCAAGCUAUGGGACAUUCAAGCUGGGGAAUUGCUGAGUACUUACAUUCCUCAUGGUGGGGAGGUAUUGAGGUUGAUCUGCACUCCCCCUGAUUGUGGGACUCGUAUCCUUCACUGUGUGUGCUCUGUAGCCUCUGAUCACUCCGUCGCACUUCUGAAUUUACGAGAACGGAAGUGCGUCAUGAUUGCAUCCAUUCACACAUUUCCCGUGGAGACCAUCAAAUGGCGGGCCUUGGAUGAUUUUCUAAUUGUUGGCUGUUCUGAUGGAUCUGUGUAUGUAUGGCAGAUGGAGACUGGCCAUCUUGAUCGCCAUGUUCAUGGUCAAGUUGCCCUUGACAUUCUGUCUGCAUGUGACGAUGAAGUGAAUCGUCCAGUUUCCUCUACCACUGUCCCGUCCAAAUCCAAAGGAGGGGUCCUGGGUAAAAAGCUUAGUAAUCUUGCCUCCAAUAUCCCAACAAAUGCAGCUACUACUGCAGUUAAAAAGCUGAAAAACCGUGCAUCGGCAUUCUCCUCUAGCCCUUCAAUGGAUAAAAAGUACCAUCAAGAAGAAGACAAGGUUAUCGAUGAGGGAUUUGUACCUCUCAAAGUCCUGUCUACGAAAGCAGCGACAAGCGACGCCGAGAUCCACGUGAUGCUCUUCGACACGGAAGCUGUCAUCUGCCAUCUUAUGAAAGAAGAAAAUCCUUUUCUAGCAAAGAAAAGCAGUAACUCCAGAAAGAGUUUAUCUAACAGCAAAAAUAAAGGGAAAACACCAACCAAGACUGACCAAAARACAUCGGACMCYUCCUCAAACUUAUCCCGGGCAACGGAUGAAACCUUUGAUAUUGCCCAACUUAUGAUCUCUGCCCUUCACUCGUGGGGACUGGAUUCUAAUAUGGAUGAAGUCUGUAUAGAGCGCCUGGGACUAUUAAGACCGACCAAGCCAAUUUCUUUUGGGCUUUUAACUCGGGGUGGUAGACUCUCUUUGAUGCUGCCAGGUUGGUAUGGCGAGGAUACUGACGAUGAAGUUACUCCAUCGCAAAUUCUCCCAAGUGUACUAGCCAACGAAAUUGUUCGAAAGCGCCGAACUUCGUCGAACAUUUCCGAAGAUAAAAUCUGUUCACAUUCUCGCUGGCAGCUCUCAUCGGCCUUGACAACGUUACACCUUGUUGGACUGGUGUCGGUUGCUAARACGCUCAUGAGCAUGAAUCAGGUCAGCUUCAUCCCAUCAGAAAAACGUCUUGCUCUUCUUACCAACGCAAGCCGCGAUGUUUCCGUAUCGUCCUCUAGCUACGACGACCAGAACGAAGGAGACUCCAUACCAACAGACUCUGAAGUUCAACUAGCCAUGAACCAUCGUGCGCAUAUCAAAGCUGGGUGGAGUCAGCUGGCUGCAUUGCACUGCUGUCUCCUGGCGGAUUUAUUAGUCGUCCCUUCAUACAAGCCACCUUUACUUCAUGUCCUAGCUCGGCGAUGGCAGGAUAGAUGUCUAGAGGUGCGAGAGGCUUCACAAGCAAUUUUGCUGGCUGAGUUGAGACGAAURGGGUUUGAUUGCCGCAAGAAGAUUGUCGAGACCUGGGCCCCACAGCUUCCAAAAAAACUCGACGACCUUAGUUCUACAGCAAGUGGGGGCGAGACGUCAUCAGAUGUUAGUCACCAGGGUCCUCCCAGCCCUCAGUUGUAUGAACGACACGAUUCGGCCGAAGACGAGGUAAUUUUCCCCAGRGAUGACGUCAGUACAGUACUGUCCAGCGUCAAGAAACUACUUCAAUAUGACAUGCGCCGUCGCCAAGCAACAGCUAUUGUYUUGAUGGGUGUGAUAGGCGCGGAAUUCCAGGGGGAAGUAGAAGUGUACGAGAAACGUGGAAAACGGGCGACGGGAGGUCGUGAUAGCAACGGAACCACAGCAAACGAUGCCAUUAUGAAUUUUAACACGGUGCGUCACACUGGUAAAGCACUCAUGUACCUUCUAUUAAAACCACCAUCAUCAAGACAAAGCGCUCAUACGUCAGUCAGAAGGGCGGCAAUUGAUCUGAUUGGUCGAGGCUUUACCUUAUGGGAACCUUAUAUGGACGUCUCUUCUGUUCURRUGGCUCUUUUGGAGUUGUCCGCUGACGAUAAGUACCGUGAUCUCACAUUCCGUAAAGGGUUGCCGCUGUCRCCAGCAGCAGAUACACAUCGAUCGGCUAGGCAUUCUCUGUCGCUAAUAGCAACUGCAAGGCCGUCUGUCUUCAURGCUACUAUUGCUAAAGAGGUAGCCCGAAGUGUGUCCGUAGCCUCGUCGAUGUCAUUCAAUCAACCUGCCCCAUCAGCCAUUGCGGUGUAUAGUCAUGUUCGUCACCAGCCCUCUCAGAAUACAGAAGUACAAACAACUUCCGUACUUAACCGCUCUAAACGUGAAAUACUCAGAAUAAUUGACUUGAUGGUCGAGAAAACUCAGCAAGAAGUCGUCGACUUGCUGACUGACGUCGUGGAUGUCGUUGUUUAUUGUCUCGACCAAAAYAGCAUCAAGGAAAAAGGUCUAACAGAACUUUUCCCAGGACUUUGUAGGUUCAAUAUGGUAAGCUAUUCGCACCAAUCACGUCGUCUUGCUGUUGGAGCAAAAACUGGACAAAUAGCGCUGUAUGACCUCCGUUCRUCUAGAUGUCAGAUGGUAAGCGCRCACAAGUCUCCAGUCAUAGCGCUGUCUUUCUCACCGGAUGACAAAGUCUUGGCAUCYUACAGUUUUGGAGACUCCAAGAUCUGCUUUUGGCAGACCGGUUCUGGCCUGUUUGGUAUGUUGAGCAGCACUCUAAAGUGUGUCAAGACAUACAAAACUCCUAAACCACCGUCACAGUUGUCGCCUAGUCUGCUUAAACUAGUAAGACUCGUAUGGAUCAACCAUAAGAAUGUCAUCUUACUGAUGGCCGACGGACAGGAGUUUAAAUAUACCCUAUGAAAUGUUAAAUAAUAAUUAAUGAAUUAUAGAAAAUGUUAGCAAAUUAUAUUGAAUGAAAAUAAAGAGAUUGAGGCUUUA
Molecule: messenger RNA, 4481 nt
Organism: Exaiptasia diaphana
Lineage: Eukaryota; Metazoa; Cnidaria; Anthozoa; Actiniaria; Aiptasiidae
Product: WD repeat-containing protein 7
Exons: 28
Coding region: 6-4403 (1465 amino acids)
Cellular component (GO): cytoplasm
Molecular function (GO): protein binding
Source: RefSeq, a predicted model, not a curated record